GGCCCGCCCAGCCCGGCCGCUGCCCUCCUGUCCCUCCUUGGCCGGAGGUGGAGCGGGGGCAGUCCCGGCGCAGGCGCCCUCCCCGCGCUGAGCGUGUGCGCGCGUCCUGCCGGAGCGGGGAGCAGGUGGGAGCCCGGCAGCCCGCGGGGCGAGCGCCCCGGCCGGCACCUCAGGGCGCAGUGGCGGCGCAGACUCGGCGGGCAGCCGGGCGGGAGCCGGGGCAAGCAGCGCCAGUGCACGGGCGGCCGCCGCGGGACCUUUCCCCCAGGAGCAGCCACAGCCGCCGCCACUACAGGUUGCACCGCGCUCCGCCUCAGCAGCAGCAGCUCCCCCUGGCCGCCCCGCGGCGCGGCUCCCGCUGCAGGAGGGGCUGCAUCUCCCCCGCCCCCUUCUCUCUGCCGGGCGGCGCUGCAGAGGGCGGAGCUGGGAGCCGCGGAGGGCUGGCCCCGGUGCCUGGCUCCCGGCGGGCGGCGCUGCUGGGUUGCUCUGGGAGGCUCCCCGGGGCUGGGCGCGGAGCUGCGGGCUCCGGGGUGUGAGCGGCCGGGAAGGGCGCCCCCAGGAUGCUGCGGUUCCUGCGCAGGACCUUUGGCCGGCGGUCGAUGCAGCGCUACGGGCGAGGAGCUGGACGUGGAGCCGGGCGAGGAGCCGCCUUUGGGGCGGGGGACGAGCGGGACGGGGGGCUGCGAGGAGCCGCCGCCGCGGAGGGGUUCCCCUCUUCCCCGCACCCCGGAGGAGCCGGGCACAGCGCCGGAGCCGCCGUCCACAUCCCGGCGGCCGGAGACAGCAAAGCGGCGCUGCAGUGCCGGGUGCUCCUGCUGGACGGGACCGACGUCAACGUGGAGCUGCCGAAAAAUGCGAAAGGGCUGGAUUUGUUUGACCAGAUUGUCUAUCAUUUGGACCUUGUGGAAACAGAUUACUUUGGCCUGCAGUUCAUGGAUGCCUCCCAGGUUACACACUGGCUGGACCAUUCUAAACCAAUUAAGAAGCAAAUAAAAAUUGGACCUCCGUACACUUUGCAUUUUCGAAUUAAAUAUUACUCAUCAGAACCGAACAACCUUCAUGAGGAGUUUACAAGGUACCUGUUUGUAUUACAGCUCCGACAAGACAUUCUUUCAGGAAAACUAAAAUGUCCGUAUGACACUGCUGUGGAACUAGCAGCUCUAUGUCUUCAAGCUGAACUUGGAGAGUGUGAGCACCCAGAACACACACCGGAACUAGUGUCUGAAUUCAGAUUUACACCAAACCAGACUGAAGCUAUGGAAUUUGAUAUCUUUCAGAAAUGGAAAGAGUGCAGGGGAAAAACCCCAGCACAGGCUGAAUUGUGCUACUUGAACAAAGCUAAAUGGUUGGAAAUGUAUGGUGUAGAUAUGCAUGUUGUUAAGGGAAGAGACGGAUGUGACUACGCGCUUGGACUUACACCAACAGGCAUAUUGAUCUUUGAAGGAGCAAACAAAAUAGGUUUAUUUUUUUGGCCUAAAAUCACUAAAAUGGACUUCAAAAAGAGCAAAUUAACACUUGUGGUCGUAGAAGAUGAUGAACAGGGCAGAGAACAAGAGCACACAUUUGUUUUCCGGUUAGACAAUGCAAAAACUUGCAAACAUUUGUGGAAAUGUGCAGUGGAACACCAUGCAUUCUUCAGACUGCGAAUACCAGCAAACAGUAAAUCUAGCAGAUCUGACUUCAUAAGGCUGGGUUCACGCUUCAGAUUCAGUGGUCGAACAGAGUAUCAAGCAACACAUGGAUCCAGGCUACGCAGAACCAGUACAUUUGAAAGAAAACCCAGCAAACGGUAUCCAUCACGAAGGCAUUCAACUUUUAAAGCAAACAAUCCUGUGAAGGCAGCACAACUGUGUGCAAAAAAUAAUCCUGAAGUCCACAACUACCAGCCACAGUAUCACCCUAAUAUACAUCCUGGUCCACCACACUGGCACCCUCAUACUCCUGUGAACGUAAGCUACCACUUGAACAACACUGACCUUCAUCAGUUCAACACUGAAGAAAAUGGUGGAGCACCAUUUACCACAAAAAUGUCUGGAAGGCAUCAACACCACCACCACCGGCAUCACCAUCACCACUCUAAUUAUGGAGUAAUUGUUCCUGACAACAAAGAUAUUGUUUCUGGAGUUCCAAACCCAAAUAAAUUGAGCUCAGGACUUCCCCUCCUUUAUGAUAACACUUCUUCCCAUCUGAAGAAGAUGGAAGUGGAGACUGUGAAGGUAGUUGGACCAUGGCCAGCUCUGCACAUCAAUAUAAACAAGGGUGAAGACAAGAAAGUUUCUGAAAAAAGUCUUCAUCCCCCAGUGUCACCUUCUUCUGUACCCGAUCAUAUGAAAUGUAACAUCCUUAAAGCUCAAGUAGAAGCUGCUUUUAGAGUGGGUGCCCAGCAGGUGGGGAAAGAAGAGACACCAUUUAUAAAUACCAGUAAGGCCUCCAGUCUGCAGGACCCUAAUGUAAGAAGUCCAGCACCAGUACGGCCAGAAACUACACCAUCAACAGGUGCUACAGAAAAGCAGGAAAUUAAAGUUUCUCGUGUGAGGAAGUUAACGAGACAAUAUAGCUUUGAUGAAGACGACCUUCCUCCAGCACUGGCAGCGGCUGCAGCAGCAUCGACAUCUGUUUCAUCAGCAUCUCCCGUGUCACAGAAAACGUGUACACCACAAAUGUCAGAAGGACAAACCCAGAUAUCACCUGGUGCAAAGAGCCCCACGGAUGUUGGAAUUACAUUUACUUUGGAGCCAGGUGACCUUUUGAUGGAUUUCACAGAAGCCACACCUAUGAUAAAGACAUUCCCUGCUGAUACAUCUAAUCCUUUUUUCGAUCCUUUUACAACAGUACCACAGUUUUCUGCAGAAUUUAUAGACAGCAAAUUAGUGUGCUGUGCUGUGCAGUCAUCACCUAAGAUGUUACCACCAGGAUCUCCUUCACCUGCAAUGAGGUCCUUGGCAGAGACAGUCCCAACCCCGACAGUGCAGACGAUAUAUUCAUCACACAAACCUAUUUCUCUGGCAGACAGUGCUGAGACUCUGAGGCGUGAACUCGAGAGAGAGAAGAUGAUGAAAAGACUGUUGAUGACAGAAUUAUGAAAUUCUCACUUCGUCACAUGGAGACUGGAUCGGGGCCUUUCAUGUGCCUUCUGUCUGUUUACAUUCCUCCACUUCUGUGUACUCAACAUAAUGCAUCAUGAAAAUGUGUUAUGUUCCCAGCUCACUCAGAUUCAUCACAGUUGGUUAAAAUUAAGUCUUGGCUUGACUUUAACUUGGAGGAGUUCCUUUAUUCAUUUGCUGCUGGGAAAUAAACCUUCAUUCCUUUAUGUAUCAUGAGUAUUAGGAUUUUCUACUAUUAUAAAAUGAAUUUUAGGUUUGGUUUUGGUAAAUCUAAGGUAAAAAUGAUCAGCAAGGAACAUACUGAUUUCUACUGAGAAACACUGUUCUGUAUAUAUGUUAAUAACUGCACAGAGAUUAAUGUUAUGCAGAAUAUUUUGAUAGUAACUUAGAAAAUGUCAUUUUGUAUAACUGAAAAUUGCACCAAGUUACUGCUGUUUGUUAAAGAAUCAUUUUUAAAAGCAGAAAAAUGAUUAUAUCUUAACCCUAUGACUCUUUGUCUCUGCUGAAAAAUAAAUGGCUAUCUUAUCAAAUUCCUAACUUAAUCUUUACUCAGAUAUAUGUAGAUAUAUCCGUACUGCCUAAAAUCAUGUCAUCUUGAUUUGACAAUAAAAUAAAUCAUAUUGUAUUCCUGGUAAAGAAAAACUUCAGUGGUUCAAAGUUGUUUGCUGUUGACACCCUUAUCAUUAAACCAAAAACACUGAAUCAUAAACCAGUUUUAACUAAAAUCCUACAAACACUUGCGUGCAUGUAUACAUACAGGGUUACAUCAAGCAACUGAGUGGUUCCAUUGAAAUUAAUGGGACUACUCCCUUACUUAAUGUUGAGCAUGUAAGUGUUUGCAGGAUUAGAGCCUUAAACAAUUGGUUUAUGGUAUUAAGGUCAUAUAAUAACAAUAUAGAUCAUAUUUCCUAUAAAACUUUCCUAUAGUUUCCCUUUUUUAGUAGUGCAGAAUAGUAAAUUAUUUAAAAAGCUGAAAACAAUUGAUCAUCAGCUACAACACGCGAUUUUGAACAGAAACCUUGUAUGUGUUUUAUAUGGCCCAAGAUCUAUAUUUUUCUGUUAUCCUGUACAGUAGAUUCUCCUGUUUUUAGUAUGGUUAAAAUCAAAAGAUGCCCUUAAUUUGAUACCAACGACCAUAGAUUUAUCUAAAUUUAACCAGCCUGUUGGCUUUAAAGGUAGGAAGUGCGUAUAGUAAGAUUCAAUUUUCGUCAGCGUUAGUUAUGGUCAUUUAAUAUGAAAAAUCUUGAGUGCAUUUUAGGAGUCUUGAUUGCAACUUGGAGACAGAAAAUUACUUGUCUAUUUUAUAUUCAUUGGGCAGGAAAUGAACAGAAGGCUCUUCAAUUAAAGUCAGAUAACUUUGAACCUUUUUCUAUAGCUAUAAAAUGAAGCUAAAGUAAGUGGCAUAAGUGUCAGGAAGAAGUCUGUGAUGCACCCUGUAAUGAAAGCGCUUAACAUACAGAAUAGGCCCAUGGAUCUGUACAAGUGCCCAGAUGUCUGGCUUGUAUAUUUCUGAGUUCUUGACAGACUUUGCUGCAUAAUCAAAAUGCAACUGGUACACUGUAUAGCACUGUAUAGUAAUGAUGUCAACAAAUUUGGUGGCACACUUUUUGUACAUCCGUUUCCAUCAAUCUGAGGUUAUUUUUUUUUUAAAUGGGAAUGUUAACUCCCUCUGAAGAAAUCACAGAGGCAAAGAAUGCUCCAGGUAUAAAAGACUAUGCCUUCAUUCCACCACUAAUCUUUUCUUUGCUUCCUCCAGAGGGAUUGUGGAGGAAGGAGAGCUCCAGCCUAAGGCACUAUAGGUCAAAAUAAUUUUUGCCUGCUCACCAAUAAAAAAGAGAACAACCUAAAGACAAAUAAGAAAAGGUUCCUAUAGCAGCCACUGUAUUCAGAGACAGGAAGCAAAAAUGACUCCAAGAAUGGAGUUACCUAAACUGCAUUGUCAUUUCUACUGGUUGCUUCUGGCCUGCCUGUUCUUAGGCAGCAAUCAGUUGCAUGCGAAGAUACUUCAAAGAACGUGUGGCUGGCCACUCCCAAAGGUUAUCAACGAGAAAGGACCUGAGAAGAUAGCUCAGUGUUUCAACACUCCCCUGGUUUUUCCUACUGCGUGGAUUGCUGUGUGCUUAUUCAAGAGUGCUAUUAUGAGCAACUGGAAACCCUGGAACCUGCUUUGGUUGGGGCUACCUGCUCCUGGUUAGCUGCAUUAAGCAAUGUAUUCACAAGGACCAAAGCAUUCAGAGAGAAUGAAUGCCAGACUGGGAAUAGCCUGUUCAUUUUUCUGGCAGAUAAAUAAGCUACGAGUUUGUUCUUGUACAGAACAGCAUGGUAGUCCUAGUGUAUAGAAUUCUCAAGCUGAAACUUUCAGAACAGGAAAACUGAAACUGUGCACUAAGAUGCCCUGUCACCAUUGUACAUCUGAACUGACUGGGCAUGCUUUGGAAUAGCUGAGAAAAGAACAAGGACACCUUCCAUUUUUUAGAUUCCUGGAAAUUAGAGAUGGAACAGUCUUACCAGGUCACUGAGGCCCAAAUCCUCAAAAGUAUUUAGGUGUCUAACGCCCAUUGAUUUCAAUGGGUGGUAGGCUCCUAAAUGGCUUUGAUAAUCUGGGCCUUAAUCCCUUCCGAUGCAGGAUUGUUCCCCACAGUAUAUUCUCAGAUGUUUGUCUAGUCUAAUUUUAAAUGUCUUAAGCAAUGGGGCUUCCAUGCCCUCCCUCAGGAGACUAUUCUACAGGCUGUUAGGAAUGUUUUCCUGAUAUUAAACCUAAAUUUUCCAUUUGUGGAAUUCCAUCAUAUUUUUAGUUCCUGCACACUCCCUUUAGCCACACUUCAGCAAUUCCUCACCCAUGUGCGAUCUAACUUUUAAUAUGCAGCCUUGUCUGGACUAGGAUUGAGAGAUGUAUUGUUAGAAUGUAUUAGCUAAAGCUCUAGUGUAAACAAGGCAGUAAACAUGUGCUAAAUUGGUCCAGCUGAAACCUAGGCUUCUCUGUAGACUUUAACUCCACAAUGUUAGCAAGUGUUGAAGUGUACUGCACCUUCUCUGCACUGCACUUUUAGAAUAUGUAAAUUUGUACACAUUAGCUAACAUUUGUGAACAACACACCUUUAAAUCCUGGUCUAAUCCAAGCCUAUGGGGAUCACAGAGAAAAGUUUAUUGCCAAAGGUUGAUUUAAUCUCAAAUCUCAGUUUUACCAAAUGAUAUUAUGGCUUUGCUGUCAGAGCCCAGUUUAAAAACUUUGAGGCCUUAAGCGUUUUCUUUGUUUCGGUGGCAACACACAGCUUCAUGUUUUGAUGGUCGCAGCAAAAGUAAGAUUAGUUGUUUCAAAAGCUAGGCAAUGGCUAUGUAAUGGAUAAACAAGUAUUUUCCCAUGUUGCAAUCUCUCACAAAGCCCAAACAGGAUUUUUUUUUUCCUGUGUGGGUACCCAUUUGACCACCUAAAAUGAACUGCAUGUUUCAAGGAAAAUGGCCACGUUUUCUUUGGAAACAUUGUUUAAUGUCCUUAAUCAGUAUCAGAAAAUGCAGUAUGUAUAGCCUUUGAUAUUACAACCAUAUUUAUAUCCUGAGAGACAAUGUUUAAAAAUCAGUUCCUCCUUAAAGUCUUCACUUCAGGGGUUUGUGUUUCCCCUCCAAGAGUUUGCCAACUCAGCCACUUCAAACAGAGCAGGCAACUGGGUGAAAUGCUUUGGUGGAGGCAGCAUCAUGUUUUAUUUGUACUGUUUACGGAAAUCCUUCAUUUUCAUUUUUUCCCCUGGAUAUAUC
Molecule: messenger RNA, 6857 nt
Organism: Mauremys reevesii (Reeves's turtle)
Lineage: Eukaryota; Metazoa; Chordata; Testudines; Geoemydidae
Product: band 4.1-like protein 4B
Exons: 25
Coding region: 561-3083 (840 amino acids)
Cellular component (GO): cytoskeleton
Molecular function (GO): cytoskeletal protein binding
Source: RefSeq, a predicted model, not a curated record